Molecule: messenger RNA, 849 nt
Organism: Knipowitschia caucasica
Lineage: Eukaryota; Metazoa; Chordata; Actinopteri; Gobiiformes; Gobiidae
Source: the annotation of a GenBank genome assembly
AUGGUCCAGCAGCUCACAUGGUGCAGCAGCUCACACCUGUCGCCUCAGCCCACAGAGGCAGAGAGUGACGCCCCCGCUGCCCUGACGCCUCCUCACAGCAGGGACCGCAUGGACACGCCCAGGGGCCCCGAGGGUCCACCUGGGGUCCCAGCCACUUCCUCUUCCUCCACCUCUUCCUCUGCACUGUCAUCUCCGACAACCGUGGGCCCCCGGUCAGAGGAGGGCCCCAAAGAGAAGGCAGAGGCCCCUGAAGCGGAGUACGUGAGCGCGCGCUGUGUUCUCUUCACGUACGUCCAGGGCGACAUCAGCAGCGUGGUGGACCAGCACUUCUCCAGGGCCCUCAGCUCCUACAUGGACGGGGAGGGCAAGAGGCGGGCCCCUGAGGCCCAGGCACCAGAGGCGCCCCCCAGUGGCCGCAGGAGCUUCCCCCCUUCCUUCUGGGACAGUAACUACACGUCGCCCCCGAGUCGGUCCCACUGUGAGCCCGCCCCCUCGUACGCUGUGGACCCGUACGGCCUGUCCCACCCCCACCACCCUCACCACCCCCACCACCCUCACGCCCCUGAGUCCUGGGGCUACCCUCAGCCUCAGUACGCUCCCCCCAGACCCCUGCAUGAACUGUACCCGCCCUCAGCCCUGGAGCCUCACUACGGGCCACUUCUCAUGCCUAGUGUGAGGCCCCCGCACCUGUCUGCCAUGCCCCCCCACUACGAGGUCAGCAAGCUGGAGCCCCCCAGCCCCUGGCCCCCAGGACUACUGCCCGCGGGGGACAUGGGCCAGAGCCUGGCCCUCAACAUGGACACAGGUCUGCCGCAGCACAAGAAAGCCAAGGAGCUGUACUGGUUCUAA